Molecule: messenger RNA, 2602 nt
Organism: Cornus florida
Lineage: Eukaryota; Viridiplantae; Streptophyta; Magnoliopsida; Cornales; Cornaceae
Product: hexosyltransferase GAUT11-like
Exons: 2
Coding region: 621-2231 (536 amino acids)
Molecular function (GO): polygalacturonate 4-alpha-galacturonosyltransferase activity
Source: RefSeq, a predicted model, not a curated record
CCAAAAACGCCCGAGUUGGAUUCAUAUGCUAUUUGCAUUACCAAACAUGCUCGCUCACAUCUGCCGGCCCUCCCUUCUUAAUUGUAAUUGCCCAAUUAAUUCCUUGAUUCGAAGUAGUGCCGUAGGAUUCACAUUUUUCCUCUCCUCUUUCCCUCCCCCAAGAUUGAUAUUCAUGUGGAGAGAGAGCUCUUCACGUUCAAAAGCAUUUGUCCAGAACUUUACUCUCCCUCACUCCUAUCCAAUGCACAGAUUGCACUAGUCCUCUUUAUUCCAUUCCUUACCUCCAAAAUCAGCUAAAUCUAGAUUCAAAGGUGUAUAUAUUUAUUUAUAUAUAUAUAGCCUACAGGGUGAGUUCACGUUCACACGACUAACUGAUCCUAUAAGUCACAAGAAACAUAGCUGGUGAGAGAUACAACAUUUCAUUGCUUUCUUGAUUCAAUCUGAUUGAUGGGUUGCUCCGAAUUCUUGAUUUUGUUUUUGAAUUGAUUGAUGGGUCAGUUUUGAAAUUUUGAUUUAGUGAGAGUGAUGGGUCUAAUUCAUUGCUUUUCUUAUCCAAUCUGGGUGAUGGGGGAUUUUAGAUUCUUGAUUUGGUUGUGAAUUGUGGAACGAACCGGCGAAACAUGCGGCGGCGGGCGGCGGACUACCGGCGCCCGGUUAGAAGGAGGUUCUCGUAUUGGAUCUGGGUGCUUCUUGGGCUAUUCGCUUUUGCUGGAUUUGCUUUGUUUGUUGUUCAUCAUAAUCAUCAGCACGACGAUCGAAUCGAACAGCCCAUACAGGAGAAACAAGACAUACACGAACACAUUACCCAUGCACAUUCAAAUUUUACUGAAGAUAUGUUGAGUGCUAAAUCAUAUGCCAGGCAAUUAGCAGAACAAAUGACACUUGCAAAAGCUUAUGUUAUUAUUGCGAAGGAGCACAAUAACCUUCACCUUGCUUGGGAGCUCAGUUCAAAGAUCAGAAGUUGCCAGCUUUUGCUCUCAAAGGCUGCCAUGAGGGAGGAGCUCAUCACACUAGAGGAAGCAGAAUCUAUCAUUAAAAGCCUCUCAUCUCUAAUCUUUAAGGCAAAAGAUGCCCAUUAUGACAUUGCUACCACAAUAAUGACAAUGAAAUCUCAUAUUCAAGCCCUUGAAGAGCGUGCAAGUGCAGCAUCAGUUCAAAGUACGGUGUUUGGACAAUUGGCUGCUGAAGCAUUGCCUAAAAAUCUCCACUGCCUAAAUAUUAAACUCAUGGCUGAUUGGCUUACAAAGAAGUCCCUCCAAGAGCUCGCAGACGAGAAGAGCAACUCUCCCCGACUUGUGGACAACAAUCUGUACCACUUCUGCAUAUUUUCAGAUAAUCUGCUGGCUGUUUCGGUUGUCAUCAACUCCACCAUCUCCAAUGCCGACCAUCCAAAGCAGCUUGUUUUCCACAUUGUUACAAAUGGAGUCAACUAUGGGGCAAUGCAGGCUUGGUUUCUGACGAAUGACUUCAGAGGAUGCACAAUAGAAGUUCAGAACAUUGAGAAUUUUACUUGGCUAAAUGGUUCUUACUCUCCUGUUGCAAAACAGCUACUUGAAAUGGAUUCUCGGGCGUUCUAUUUUGGAGGGUCUCAAGAUAUGAAAGUUGAGCCAAAAUUUCGGCAUCCAAAGUACCUAUAUUUGUUGAAUUAUCUUCGGUUUUACAUCCCAGAGAUCUGUCCCCAGCUGGAGAAGGUUGUUUUUCUUGAUGAUGAUGUUGUUGUCCAGAAGGAUCUCACCCCUCUUUUUUCACUGGAUUUACAUGGAAACGUGAAUGGAGCUGUGGAAACUUGUCUUGAAGCAUUUCAUCGUUAUUACAAGUAUCUCAACUUCUCAAAUCCAACCAUUAGUUCGAAGUUUGACCCGCAGGCUUGCGGCUGGGCAUUUGGUAUGAAUGUUUUUGAUUUGAUUGCAUGGAGGAAAGCAAAUGUGACUGCACGGUAUCAUUACUGGCAGGAAAGGAAUGCCGAUAGGUCACUCUGGAAGCUGGGCACACUUCCUCCGGGCCUCUUAGCUUUUUAUGGACUGACAGAGCCUCUUGAUCGGAGAUGGCAUGUAUUAGGACUGGGUUAUGACCUGAAUAUUGACAGCCGUCUGAUUGAGAGUGCAGCUGUCAUUCACUUCAAUGGGAACAUGAAGCCGUGGCUGAAGUUGGCUAUUGGCAGGUAUAAACCUCUAUGGGAACGGUAUGUGAAUCAGAGUCAUCCAUAUAUCCAAGGUUGUGUUACAAGUUGAUACUUUUUGACUGUGGGUAAUUUUAUGCAUUCUUCAACAUUUUUACAAUUUCUCGAAGCUAUACUAUAGAGUUAGCAGUAGAAAAUUUUGAUGCUAGGAGUUUCUCCUUUUCUCUUUCAUCUUUCCAUUUUAAAAUCUUGAAAGGAAACAUGAUUCUUAUAGACUAGGAAGCAAAAAUGUAUCAGGUAAAGGUGUGUGGGGGGAUUUGUUUUUGGUUUAUCCCCAUUUUGCAAGCUAUAGAAUUGUUUGUUUUGUAGCAACUCUUGUAAUAAUCUCUCAGCUCUUUUGGAUUACAAUGUAGUUGAAGCGAAAUAUUGUUUUCUUUCCUUUUUAUUUCUAUUUAUAUAUAUAUUUUUUCCCCAUUACCUAAA